CUUUAACUUAAAUUUCCCCUUCUUCAUCGCGAUCAUCCAUUGCAAGAAAAAGAAGGAUAGAUAAAAAGAGUCGAUCUCUUUUUGUUUUGUUUCUCGUUGUUGGAAUUCCUUCAACGUAUUCGUCCUCCUUUUUUUACAUCCGCAUCGCUGCCGUUCAACAUACGCCUCUUCCUUACGCCUUUCAAUCAAAUUUCUCAACAUUCACGCUCCGCUGGGCGCAGCUCAUCUCUCCAUUAAUUACUAUAAAACGCUUUCUCAUCGGAACCCAUUUGUUGUCGUCAUUCUUGGUGCCAAAGUAUUGAUCCUUAAUCUAGGACUUACUAUUUAAACGCAACUCUCAAGUAGAACUACUCGUAUUCAUUCCCUCUCCUACUCACCUUCACCUUUUGCGCAGGCACGUACCUCUCAAAAUUCAAUACCAUGUCUGAUUUCUCCUCUUUACGACCUCCUGCUUCGCCAUCUGCUCGUGCUUCUUCUCCGGUAGGUAGCAUGAACACUUCUCGUUAUUCUCUUGGCAAGCAAUCAUCUGGACCUGGCGGUGCCGGUGGUCCUGUCAAAAGUCCAAGUAUGGGCAAUACAGCCAUGCCUGGUACACCUCAUGGUGCUCCCGGUCGUGCAGGCUUACGUCCAAGCUCGGAACUGGUUGGAAUGCAACAUCAAGGAACUCCCGAAUCCGAUGCGAUCGAUAGGUGGUUCGAAGAUUUACGCCAUUACGAAGCCACUUUGGAAGAAAUGGCUGCUGCUUCUCUCGAUCAAAACUUCAAGGAAGAAUUGAGCGCGAUCGAACAAUGGUUUAGAGUCUUGUCAGAAGCUGAACGUACAGCUGCUCUGUACAGUCUCUUGCAAGAAUCAACUCAAGUUCAAAUUCGCUUCUUCAUUACCGUCUUGCAACAAAUGGCCCGCAGUGAUCCAAUGAGCGCUCUACUUUCCCCAAGCCACCCCUCCAGCGCUAUGGCCGAGCAAAUGGAAGCAAAGAUGGCAUCUUUGGGACUCAAAUCUCCUCAAGCCGCAAUCAGCAAGCCCAAUUCUGCUUCCGCUUAUCGUCAAUCGACUGAUGCUUCUGGCUUCCUUUCUCCUAAUGCAGCUGCCUUGUACGGUGCUGGCAACAAUGUGAAUCAAGAUGCAGCUGCUCUCUUGGCUGCUCAACGUGCAAAGUUCAAAGCCAAUCGCAUCUCUGCACCGGGUACUCUUGCCAGUGAUCAUGCUGCCCGCAACUUCUCCGGAGGUAAUUUGGAUCAAGUCCAAGAGAACCGCAAUACUGAAUCUAUCGGCUCGGGCAGCAAUAUGCGUCCCAAGUCCACCGAUGGACUCUCUUCAGCUGCAGCCAAGAGUCCUCGUCCUAGUGGACCUUUGGACGACACAUUGAGCCCGAUUAGUAACACUGGCAACUGGGCAAGCAUGGUCAACACACCUGUGAUGCCCAUGUUUGGUGAUGACAAUGCAAAUGGUCUAGGUAAUAACCUCGAAGCAGCUGCAGCACAACUGGCAAGCGUAACUGAUGCACAAAACAGAAAUGUUUUGCUCGAACAAGAUGUUAGCAAAUAUCGCAGAAGAGGUCAAGUGGGACCACAAUCGUCUCAAGGUCACAGCAGUCCUAUGGCUUCACCUAACCUUAACGCACAUUCGCCCAAUCUAUGGCACUCUUCGCAAAACGACUUUUUACGUCAAGCUAUGGCCACUUCGCCAUUGCCAAACAGUGCAAGUUCCAACAAUUUCAACUUGACAAUGAGUCCAAACGCAUUGGCAGGAUUACAAUCGCCAAGUGGAGGAUUGAGCAAUCCUGUGAAUAUGCAAAUGAUGAACGCAAUGGCAGCUAUGGGUGGAUUGAGUAAUAUGAGUGCAGCUCAAUUCUUGCAAAUGCAACAACAAAUUCUUCAAAAUCAACAACAAAUCGCCGCCAUGGCAGCAGGCAAUUAUCAACAACAAGCUUCGAUGCGCAACAAUGCCGUUGGAAGUAAUCGUGCGCCUGGAUCUGCUUUCCAAGGCUUGACGCCAAACAGUUCCGGCUUACCAUCUUCCGCUGGCCGUAGAAGUCCAGGAAGUGCACGUACGCCUUUGCCUAGAACGGCAGGCGGACCUGGUAGCACUGUUGGCGGACAAGCAAGUGGCGUUCCGGGUGGAGCUGGACAACAACAAGAAGAAGAUGUUACGGAUUUGAAAUUGUUACAAGAUAUUCCUGCUUGGUUACGUGUUUUACGAUUGCACAAAUAUACACCCAAUUUCGAAAAGAUGGAUUGGAAGGAUGUUGUGGUGAUGACGGAUAAAGAUUUAGAAGAUAAAGGAGUGGCUGCAUUGGGAGCAAGAAGAAAGAUGUUGAAAACCUUUGAAUCCGUUCGUGAAAAGCAUGGAAUCGCUCAUCCGCCUGGAAGUGCGAUCCCGGAAGCAUCUUCAGCAGCUGAAGCAGCAGCAGAAGAAGCCGUCAAAUCAGAAGAAAAGUAAGGGUAUGCUCUCUCUUUAUGUUUGCCACCAGUCAUCUUCCCCUCUUUUGUUCUGGUUCUUUUGUAGAAAUGCCAAGAAAACAACAGUAUUAUUUAUCCCUUUUUUACAGCUUUCCGUCCAACUCAAACAAUGUACAACCACCUUACGUAAUCUUCUUUCCUUCAAUUCUUAGCCAUGCCUUUUACUCAUUAUGCGAGGAAGAAGUCAGCUACCUAUAUUCUUUUUGGUCACCCUAUCUUCUUCUGUUGAUUUCCUUGUAGUCCAAUUAUGAAACGAAUUUUACCUGCAAUUGU
Meira miltonrushii is the source of this 2732-nucleotide messenger RNA. RefSeq lists its product as uncharacterized. The coding region runs from base 421 to 2439 and encodes 672 amino acids. The record is from RefSeq and is a predicted model, not a curated record. Gene Ontology annotation, molecular function: mRNA binding; translation repressor activity; protein binding. Gene Ontology annotation, biological process: nuclear-transcribed mRNA poly(A) tail shortening; regulation of mRNA stability. The transcript has a single exon. Gene Ontology annotation, cellular component: P-body. Lineage: Eukaryota; Fungi; Basidiomycota; Exobasidiomycetes; Exobasidiales; Brachybasidiaceae.